AUGAUUCUCGUCAAGUCCAAUGUGGUACGCAAACCCAAAAAGAAGGUGGCGCCCAAACCAUGGCACAAACGAUUCUUCUUUGCCUAUUCGCUUAUCAUUAUCCUUCUAAUUUUUGGAAUAGAUGCUUGGAUUAUGGCGCCGGGACCAGAUGAUCUUGAGAAGUAUGGUGUUGAGUUCACUGUGAUGCUCAUUAUCACCCUCUCAAUAAUUCUCGGUCUCAUCGGAGCCCAAAAACGGAUUCAUUUUCUUAUUUGGCCACUAACCCUGAUGCAAUGCGCUUCAAUUCUCCUCUUUUCCCUUAUUCUUUUACAAGCCACUUAUGAAUCCACCAAGGAAAAAUUUAAAUAUGCUCAUUUCGAAACGACGCAAUCUUUACUCUUAACGGCAACCAAAUUUGCCUUCAAAAUUAUGAUCAUCUGGUUUCCUGUUGGAAUUCUAUUUCAUUAUACGAGAAUCACGUGGAAAAUUAAGAAGGAUGUGAAGAAUAUAAAGCCAUUUAAAAUGACAUGGAAGAAAUUGGUGAAGACUCCGAUCAAAUCAAUAAUAGGGCCAUUCUCGAUUUCCGACGAUGAGCCGGAGGAUACUCUCUAUUUUAGAACCGCCAAUGAAACAUUCAGUUUUGCAAAAACGCCGAUUUUCAAUCGAAUUUUCAAACGCAUGACCCCACCGAAAAGUGUGCACAAAUUUCAAAUUAACCCGAAAUUCUCCAACAAUGGAGGCUUCAAACCCUACGCCUAA
Molecule: messenger RNA, 738 nt
Organism: Caenorhabditis bovis
Lineage: Eukaryota; Metazoa; Nematoda; Chromadorea; Rhabditida; Rhabditidae
Source: the annotation of a GenBank genome assembly